UCCGGCUUUUCUAUCACCGGCGGCUUCUCGCGAGCUUGUGAGUGGAAGUCUAUUGAUAUGCAGAAAUCAAGAUCUCCUUUUCCCAAACCAGCGUGUUUGAUUGCAUGUCUAUUUUGAUCAGUGCUUAUACCAAGGUCGUUCACCUCUUUGCUUCAUGUGUCCACAAGGGAUCAUCAAACGCGGUGACAAUUCGGGGUACGUGCGAUAGAUUCUGCAAUCGCUUAUUACUAGACACGAGAGCACGAGAGCAAGCAUUUUGCGUUCCUCCGUCUCACUUACCGCAUGUCGCUUGGCAGGCAACCUAAGCUACUAUGGCGCUGACAAUCUCGAAAGCUGAGCUCAUUGGUGUCUUUUUGGAGUCGUUAGCAUAUGGUGUAUACCUGAUGGUGUUCAACCAGUGCAUGUUUGUGCUAAAGAAGAGACGUUCCCGGCCAAGUGAUUACUUGGUUGGGACUGCAGUUUCGCUGUUCGUUCUCAUCACAGCACACCUUGUUAUCGAUAUCCUGCGCAAUAUGGAGGCUUUCACCUCAGACGAGGCAGAUCCAAAUUAUCCAACCCAAUAUUAUCAGAAAUUCGACACUUGGCAAAACUAUGUCAAGAGUGCUCUAUAUGUCGCUGUCACGCUGGUGUCCGACGCAUUCCUUUUAUACCGCUCCUUCAUUCUAUGGGGUAGAAAUUACUUCAUCGCCACCUUCCCUUUCUUGUUAUUCAUUGCGGACAUUGGUAUCGGGGUUUUCUGGGUAUACACCCUGAGCCUUAUCGUUCCGGGUGAAAAUGUUUUCGCUGAUGCCCUCUCUAUCCGCGUCAAGACAUUCUACUCAAUUACUCUUGUCAUGAAUGUCAUCUGCACAUCGCUGAUUGCCUUCAAGAUUUUGAAGAUCCAAAAAGCAGUUGCACCCUUCACCAAGGGUACCGCGGACCAAAUUUCCCGUUUGUUGCCAAUCAUAGUUGAAUCAGGUUCUGCGUACUCAGCCUUGCUUGUGGUAAUGAUUGGAACAUACACUUCCCAGUCGCCAGCCAUGUUCAUCUUUUUGAAUUCAAUGUCACCAAUCAUCGGCAUUGUGUUUUCUUCCGUGAUCGUCCGUGUCGGUCUUGGUCUCUCUCACGGCGAUUCCCAUCAGGGUGGCACGGUCUCUUCGCGAAAUGUUCAGUGGGUGACGCGUGCGAGUAGCAGACCUGCAAAUACUCCACAGAUUUAUUCUGCGCCAUUCCCCGAGGGUGUUCAAGUGUCGUUGCAGCAGACUAUACACACUCACACCGACGGCUUCCCGGACGACGUCGAGAGUGACACCACAAGCCCACAUUCAGAGUACAAAUCCGGCUCUUUCCAUGCUAUGUAACACCGGAGGAAAUAAUCCAGCGAAAAAAUGUUCGUCUGUUGACCUGAGGCGUAGUGUAUAGAUAGCUUCGAUCCACGGACAUGGUCACAGACAUUGUUGAAUACCAUAGUUGAACAUUGAGCCAGCACCCCCGAUCUUCCGAAGGCACAGGCUUUACGGGGGCUCCUGUAUACAAUAUACCCAUGACACAGUGACACUAAACGAAUGGA
Messenger RNA from Suillus paluster, 1549 nucleotides. RefSeq lists its product as uncharacterized. Bases 312 to 1340 code for a protein of 342 amino acids. The transcript has 11 exons. Lineage: Eukaryota; Fungi; Basidiomycota; Agaricomycetes; Boletales; Suillaceae. The record is from RefSeq and is a predicted model, not a curated record.